CGUGCCUGUGGCGGCGCUGCUUCGUGCUCGGCCUUUUCUCGCCGCGCGGGGUGCGGAGGGAGGAGCCAAAGGCCAGGAAGGCUGGCUGCCUCGGUCGCUGGAUCCUUUCCCAGUUGGAGGGCAUCGGCUCAGGCAAGGCCAUGGAAAAUGCUUUUGAUAACUUGAUGUGAAGAGCUUUUUUUCCGUUGGCAUGAGGCAGCUCCUACAUUCACCUUAUCUUGGGUUCCUGCAAUGGCAGAAGAAGAGCUCCCAGGAAAUAAAAGGCCUUGUAGAAGUUCAGCUCUUAAUAGGAAGAGGAUAAAACCUGCCAGGAGGAAGCAUGGGGCGGGUGUGGAAGGGACACUGCCUUUAUCUGCAUCAAUUGCUUCAUUUUUCAAUAAUGUUCCCCCUGCCAGAGUCGCCUGUCCUUUGUGUGGGCAGAUGGUAGCAAGAUAUAGAAUCAACAAGCACAUUGAUGAAGUGUGUCAGAAGAGCCAGGAUGAUGAUAGGAUUCUGGUUGGUUCGGCGCCUGAAGCGAGUGUAGGCCCAUCAGUUGAAAAUGUGCCUGGUGGUUGCAGUCCGUACUUUGCAAAUAAUGCCUCGACUCCAGAGAAGUUAGUAGGUGACAACUCUGAAACAAAACCUGAGGUGGGAGGACAGGUGAGCCCAUACUUUAAGAAGGGCAGCAGUCUCCUGUUGGGCAAUGGUGAGCCAGAGGUUCAGGCAGUUGGGAAGAUCUCUCUGGGAAGGCUGUCAACCAAAUUGUCCAGGAAGCGUCGUGCUGAAGGUGGCAGCAUCUUUACUUGGGAUGCUAAGUCUCAACCAGCUCAAGAUGUGUGUCACAGCUCUAGAGAGGAGACUCCAGAAGGCACCACUUCUUCACAGAAAGAAAACUGGUUGCCUUUUUCAAGGCUUCAGAGACAGCCUAGUCCAAAAGAAGGAUUUGCAGGCAAACGAGAAACCCUGGACCUCACAUGGGAAGGUGAUGCACGAACGCUCUUGGGUGGUGGUGAUGGUUCUGCUCCAGGAUUGUUUCCAUCUGAUCAUCUUGCUUGUGGUGAAGUUGGGCUGCUAACCGAGGACAGCAAGGCGCAAAAUACUCCUAAGGAGGACUUGGAUUCUGAUAUUUGCAAGCUUGUAGUGUGUUCAACAGCUUAUAGUAAAGAAGCACUGCCAAACUUGGAAACCACAGACCUCUCUUCUGGUGAACAGGCUCUGUUGCCCAAUGUGAAAGGUAUCUGUUGCAAUCAGACACAAGAUAUCUCUUUUGUGGGGGGUGACCUGGAAGUACUUCCUAUGGAAGAUCAUACGGACUUAAAAAAUGAAGUGGUUGAUUGUGUUUGUUUGGGACCUUUGGAAAGCAUGAAUUCUCGGAGUCCAAGCAGCAACAUUUUAGAGAUGGUUCUCAAUGGACUCAGCUGUGGAGAAGACCCGGGAGGGCAACCAUAUUAUCUUCAGAAUUUUCUGAUGGUCCUGCAGGCUGUGAUAGAGAAUGAGGAUGACCGGAGGAUGUUUGAUGAGCAUGAUUUGGACACCAUUGCAAAGUUCUACCAACUCUCAGCCAGCGCUCAGAAGUUAUACGUCAGACUUUUCCAACGCAAGCGGAGUUGGAUAAAAACGAACAAGAUAGUAUACUUGGAGAUUGCUGAGGAUCUCUCAUCAUACAUCAAUGAGCUUGUUGGAACAGGAUUCUUGCAGUCAGAGGCAGAAUUAGAAGAUCUGUCUGAGGCUCUUGACUUGCUUUCUGCCCCUGAGCUGAAAACCUUAGCAAAGGUCUUCCACCUGCCAAACCCAAAUGCACAGAAACAGCAGCUCCUGGAAGAUUUCCUUCACUUGUCAAAACAGCGCUCAGUCUUCAGCAGGAACCAAGCCGGCGUUGGGAAUGUGAUUCUGAAAAGAGCAAAAGAUGUGGCUGGCAGAUCCGUCAGGCUUCAUAAAGUUCCCCAGACAGUCUUCUCACGGGUGCUGCUGCUCUUUUCCCUGACUGACCUAGUGGAGGAUGAAGAAGCUGGAAGUGGUGGCCAAGGACAACUUUCCACCGUCCUCAUGGUGAACAUGGGUCGCAUGAUUUUCCCCAGUUACACAGUCAACAGGAAAACCCAGAUCUUCCAGGAUCGGGAUGAUUUCAUCCGGUAUGCCAGUGCUGCGUACUUGUCAAACGACAUCUCUGUGGCUGUGACUCGUGGGAACUGGAAGGAGGCGCACAGACUCUAUGAGGUGGCCAAAGAAAGCUGGCAGGAGUUGAAGGAACAUUUUUCUUUGUGGUACCAUGCAGCCCUCCCGGAAUACUUGAGGCGUUUCACUGUUGGGUGGGUGUACACACAUAUCUUCUCCCAGGGUGUUGAGAUCUUGCAGAGACUACAUAUGUAUAAGGAGGCAGUGGAACAGCUUCAGGAUCUUUUGGCCCAAGACGUUUAUUGUUCCGCCAGCCGAGGAAGGUGGUGGGAUCGCCUGGCUCUUAACUUGCACCAGCACUUGAAAGACACAGAGGAGGCCAUCAGGUGCAUCAGGAAAGGUCUCCAGGACCCAUUUGUUCGCACAGGCCAUCGACUCUCCCUCUCCCAGCGAGCCCAGAGGAUACAAAAUUCCUCAGCGUGUAAGAAGAUAGGGCAUCUCCUCCAAGAUCUGCCGCUUCUUUCUGUGGAAGAUGUUGCCCAUGUUACCAUCAAAGGAAAGCUGUGCCCACAGACUGGAAUGGGGAAGUCUAUGUUUAUCAUGGAAGACGUCGGUGGCAAAGACCCGGGAGAAGACCUUGAGCCCUCCACUGUGGUGUGCUCUGUCGAGGAGCUGGCAUUAGCCCACUACAAGCAGCAUGGCUUUGAUCAAGGGAUUCAUGGCGAAGGAUCUACGUUCAGCACCCUCUACAGCCUCUUGAUGUGGGAUAUUCUCUUCAUGGAUGGCAUCCCUGAUGUCUUCAGGAAUCCUUACCAGACUUCCCCCCUGGAUCUGUACACGGACAGCUUCUAUGAGAACCGGAGGGAGGCCAUUGAAUCCAGGCUGCACUUACUGCAUGAGGCUUCGCCUGAAACCCUGGAAAAGUGGAUUGCGGAUGUCUGGAAUGCUCAGGAGGGCAAAGCAGCAGCGUUAAUCAGCUGGGACCGAUUCUCUUCCCUCCAGCAGGCUCAGCACCUGGCGUGUUGCUUUGGGGGUCCUUUCCUGAGUGGAGUUUGUCGACAGCUGAGCAGAGAUCUGCGUCACUGCAGGGGCGGCCUCCCUGAUCUCGUCGUUUGGAGAACUGAAGAUCACCAUUUUAAGCUGGUGGAAGUCAAAGGCCCCAAUGACCGCCUUUCUCACAAACAGAUGAUAUGGCUUGCCGAGUUGCAGAAGCUGGGUGCAGCAGUGGAAGUCUGCCAUGUGGUUGCAAGUGGAUCUAAAAGUAAACGGUUGAGCUGAGACUCUAUUGUGGUGGCUGGGCUCAGGGCCAGAGUAACAAAAUAAAAGCUUGACACAU
Zootoca vivipara (common lizard) is the source of this 3430-nucleotide messenger RNA. It is a transcript of the gene FAN1, whose product is annotated as FANCD2 and FANCI associated nuclease 1. The record is from RefSeq and is a predicted model, not a curated record. Gene Ontology annotation, molecular function: 5'-3' exonuclease activity; flap-structured DNA binding; 5'-flap endonuclease activity. Gene Ontology annotation, cellular component: nucleus. Gene Ontology annotation, biological process: interstrand cross-link repair. Lineage: Eukaryota; Metazoa; Chordata; Lepidosauria; Squamata; Lacertidae.